ACAUGUUUUGCAAUGCGACUGAGCGUCUCGAGAAACUUACUUCUCCGAAAAUGCGAGAUUCAUGAAGCACUCAGGCCGCGCAACCAGUUGAGUUCUGUUUACCUUCGUAGCAACCCAGGCGACAUUUGGAGUCCCGUCUGCAAACAGCAUCCUAAAAAUGAAUACCAAUGCUUUGAAUCAUGCUUGCGGUGCCCUUUUCUAUUUCCCCUCUACCUGCACGAGUUGGAGCACGGUUUCCGGCCGUACGGAUCACGCCCAAAAGAAGUAGUCUAUUAAAUCGCCAUCGGUAUACGACCACUCUGUUACUCGCUAGCAAGUUGACUACUCUAACUCUUCCCUUGUUCUGCAUAACAACAUUCGCUGAACAGGACAUCCCCGACCUUGUUUCGGAGGAUAUCAAGAACUCGUGCCCCGCAGACCACAUCGACAAUUCGCCACGACAAGACAAUUCCUCCUGCAGCCACAAAACAACUACACGCGCAAGCCCCAUGGUGAAGCGCGGCGAGCCUAAUUUUUCUCCGAUCUGCGAUGACGACAGCGAACGGAACGACACCGCGUCAUGUAGCCCGCCAGCGAGGAAGAACUCCUCUAAACUAAAAUCCACUUUCAAUACUACUUCCGAAGAAAAACAUGCAAGAUCCUCCUCUCCCAUGAAGAACAACUUCUACUCCCUGACCCCUCUCGCCCCGCACUUCGGCGCGGAGAUUCACGGGGUAGAUUUGCCGAAACUGAUGGCCCAAGAACAGCACCAGACUGGAACUACGGGCGGAUCCUCCUCCUCUUCCUCCUCUUCCUCCUCUUCUCCCUACACGGAGUUUUUCACGCAAGUAAAAGAGGAUUUGGUCAAGCACCGCCUCCUCCUCUUCCGCAAGCAGUUCAACUUCACGGGGCAGCAGCAGGUCGACUUCUCGAAACACCUCGGGAAAAUCGAGUCGACGUUUCACAUAUGCAUUGCAAACAAAUAUGAUAUCUGGGUCUUGCCCUGCAGUUUUUGCAUCUGCAAGAAGUUGUUCUGGGACAAUGCGCGCAGUAGAGCGUAUUAUACAAAGGCUCUUUCUCAUCUACCUGGCCCAUAGUCUGUAGGAGAAGCACCAUUACUUCGCCCUCGAGCCAAAAAUUUCAAAAUUUGACAGUUUUUGCGGGCUGAGCAACACAGAUUGAUCUUUCCUGUUGCAGGAUCCGCAUCACAACUUGGCACGACGAUGAAGACAUGGAAUCUUUUUGCGGUGCAUAUCACAAGCACGAGAAGUCCCCGCACUCCGACAUUUUUCGCGUUUCCAAUAUGGGAGUGUCAGAAUCGAAAUUAACAAAAUCGAAAUGAUUUGUCAUGCAUAAAAUACAUUCCAGCUCGAACCCAGUUUCUAAGUGGCGCAUGACAAAUUCUGGUGGUGCCUGAAUACAAUUUGUAAUGCUGCUUAGGCAAGGAAGACUGCUUCUCUCAUGCUGCUUUAGCAGCUCGAGCUAUAACCCCAAACAGGCUUACAAUCGGCCUCACUUGCCUGCUCUGCAUCGCACACAUUUCGCGUCAUGUAUUUUAUGCAUUACAAAUUUUUCGAUUUUGUCAAUUUCGAUCCUGACAGUUCCAUAUCCAACGACGAGGCGGAGGGGUGUACGAAUGUUGGGAGAUCCGGGUGGCACGUGGACGGGACGUUUAUGGAGACGCCGUUCUAUCCCGUGCAAAUAUGUCUGGGUCUGGAAGAUUCCGAGUUUGUCAUGCUAAAUCUCGUCGAAGCAAAAAUUGGUGUUGCGUGACCAGGACGAAAAGUCAGCACUUUUGGUGACCAGAAGGCACCAUUUCUCAUGCGGAUUGUGCAUCGCGGAGCCUUCUCAAAACUUGCGAUGCUAGAGCCGACAGUCCAGACCUUCUGGGUCAUGCGAGAGCUGUAUCACAGAUCUUGCAUCUUCCAGACCCAGACAUAUUUGCACUGGAUACGUUCCAGUACCAAACCAUGUACUUCGAAUCGGUGGCGGAGGGCGGGGACACGCUGUUCAUGCCGUUGAAAGAGUUUUACGAACAGCAGACGACUGACUGCCGAAAUCGCUGGAGCACGCUGUGGAUGGUCACCGGGCGGAGGCAAGCGCCGGUGCAUCCUCUGGUCUACCAGCACCCCCACCGGAAAGACACGACGAUGUUGUUUCAUUGCGGGGAGCCGUUCUGCAGCGGGUGGCUGCGGGACGAUGUGGAUCAGAACCGGGGCCAGGAGAGACUUCUCCAUCCGCGGAUCGUGCAAAAGGAGCUGACGGAGAAACUACAGAAGGCGAUGGAAGAAAAUAUAGGGCUGGCGAUGAAGUGGCAGAAGGGGGAUUUUGCUAUCAACGAUAACCUCGGAUUGGCACACUACGCAACCGAGGGUACGCAGGGGGACCCAAGAAGGGCGGGUUUGCGGAUUUUGCACCGCACGACGGUUGUUGGCGGGGAAGAAACGAUUCCGCGAAAAGCGGAUGGCCGGAGAAGCUUUUUUCCGUGAAAGAAUGUACUUAAAUGAUGUCACGCAGAUUACAGAAUCUAAGACUCGCAGUUGCAGUUUGACAAUGCUCUGUUGACAAAAACUGCAGGCCCGGUCAUUGAUAAUUGUGGUAUAAAAAUCCCUUGCCCAGCACGGAGGUGUCGCAUUCGUCGUCCAAAAAAACGGACAAAUGGAUC
Molecule: messenger RNA, 2644 nt
Organism: Amoebophrya sp. A120
Lineage: Eukaryota; Dinophyceae; Syndiniales; Amoebophryaceae
Source: the annotation of a GenBank genome assembly